Molecule: messenger RNA, 1910 nt
Organism: Solanum pennellii
Lineage: Eukaryota; Viridiplantae; Streptophyta; Magnoliopsida; Solanales; Solanaceae
Exons: 15
Coding region: 1-1662 (553 amino acids)
Biological process (GO): GTP biosynthetic process; UTP biosynthetic process; CTP biosynthetic process
Molecular function (GO): nucleoside diphosphate kinase activity
Source: RefSeq, a predicted model, not a curated record
AUGGCACUUCUAUAUCAAUGGAAAAAACCUCUGCAUCAAUUUUCAGAAUCAGGAAGCAAAACUUUAUGUCCACAAGAAAGGGAAAUCCUGCAUUUCUGCAGUUUAUUGCUUGGAAAUGCUGAUUUGCUGAUAAUUCUUGUUGUACUUUAUCCAGUCACCGAUUUGUGGAGAAAAUUGAGAAGUUCUAUAUCAAUGUUGAAUAUGUUUAGCCCCAGGAAGCUACCUUGGAUAUCUGGUACAGAUGACCAGAAAAAGGUAGUUCUAACUGCUGUAGAAGUAGAAUCUCUUCGGUCAGAAAUUGCUGCUUUGGAAGAAAGAGAAGCUCAUUUAAAAGCUCAAUUAGAACAUAUUGACGAAAUACUGCAGUCUGCUCGCAUGUCGGGUUAUUUGUAUCUGAGAACGAGAUGGGAGGCUUUACCAGGGGAACCUCUUCCAAUCGAUGAUGACACUGAAGUUGAUGACUGGCUUCCUAAAUUUCUUGUUCUUCAGGGAUCGGGUAUUUUCUUGUAUUCAUCAUCCAUAGAUCUGAGUCCUCAAGACUCAACUCUUCUAUCUGAUGUUGUUGAAGUUGGAGCCAUGCCUUGUCUGACACGAGACAACGGUGAUACUCGAUAUUGCUUUUUUAUUUCAACUCGUCAUGGGCUGAGAUAUGAAUGCUCAAGUGCUUCCAAAAUACAGGUUGAUUCCUGGUUGGCGUCAUUACCGAAUCAUUCUGAUCUGCAAUCUAACUGCACCGCGCCUGAUGAAUUAACCAAUACUGGUUUGGCCCAGCCCGAAUCCUUAAACCUUCCUCUUUCACGCGUCCUAAAUGUGGGUGUGAUCACGCGCGACUUCAUUGGGAAUCUCACAUAUAUAAGUUAUAUAGCUUCACUCAAUUGGUCACUCUCUUUCUCUCUCUAUCACUUCACUAUUUUUUUUUACUUUCUCUCUCUAAAAAGCUCAGAGAUGAAUUCUCAGAUUUGCAGAUCUGCUUCAAGAGCAGCUAAGUCACUCCUUUCUGCUUCAUCUAAGCAGACUUCUCGUGCUUUUUCAGGAGGACGAGCAGCAGCUGCAGCAGCCACAGUUUCAUUGAGAGGAGUGGUGCCUUCUCUAGCCUCAUAUGGCAGGAAUGAAUCUGGAAAUGCAUCUAGAGCUUGGAUUUCUGGUGUCCUUGCCCUUCCUGCAGCAGCUUACAUGCUCCAGGAGCAAGAAGCAUAUGCUGCCGAGAUGGAGCGCACCUUUAUCGCCAUCAAGCCAGAUGGAGUACAGAGAGGCCUGAUUUCAGAAAUCGUAUCACGCUUUGAGCGCAAGGGCUUCAAGCUGGUUGCAAUCAAAGUUGUGAUUCCUUCCAAGGAAUUUGCAAAGAAGCACUAUCAUGACUUGAGUGAGAGACCAUUCUUUAACGGCUUGUGCGACUUCCUUAGCUCUGGCCCUGUCUUAGCAAUGGUUUGGGAAGGUGAAGGUGUAAUCAGAUAUGGAAGGAAGCUUAUCGGAGCCACCGAUCCACAGAAAUCUGAACCUGGAACCAUCAGAGGCGAUUUAGCUGUUGUAGUCGGAAGGAACAUCAUCCAUGGCAGCGAUGGCCCCGAGACCGCAAAGGAUGAGAUCAACCUAUGGUUUAAACCAGAGGAGUUGGUUAAUUACACCAGCAACUCUGAGAAGUGGCUAUAUGGUGAUAACUAAGUGAAUGUACUCUUGCAUUAAUCUAAUUAAUUGCCAUUAAACAGGCAUGAGGAGUAACAAACUCAUACAUCAAAAUAAUGCCAAUUUUUCCUAAGGCGAGAAGCAAUUUUACAUUUAGUAUACUAUUUAAAAUCACCACAAUAAUAUGUAUUUGAAACAAUGAACUUCAUUUAUGUAUUGAAACAUUGAAUUUCAUGAUUCUUGUUCCAAUACAAUGAUUUAUAGCAAUAAUUGGUGGGGAUGCAUCA